AUGGGUUGCACAUCAGGCAAGACUCACGUCAUUGUAGUUGAAGAUAAAUAUCGAGAACUAGGACUCAGAAUUCCUUCUGCCAAGGAAUAUGAAUCUGAUUUUGAGAAAUAGGCAUUUAUGACUAUAAAUGUUAUUAGAAGAGAACCUAAAUUGUUUAUACCUGAGCUCAGAAGAUUAAAAAGCAACAAGCUAGAAUAGCUGAUUAAGAAGCUAGAAUCCAUUUAAAAUGAUAGUCUCUGCUUUGUGGAUUAUGACUAAGAUGCAAACUAGGCAUGCAGAACAAAUAAUAAGAAUAUGUUAAAGAAAGAUUAACCUGCUCCAUUCAUUGAUUUAGUUGUGAUUAAGAAAGAAGAUGAAUGGUAAACAAACAAAGACAUGAAAGUUAAAUAAGAUGUAAGGAAGGAAUCUAAGAAAGACUAGUAGCCCUCAGGCAAGGGUCCCAACACAGUGAUUUACGAGAAAUUGAUUGCUUAAAAGAAUAAUAAAGCAGUUGAUGCUUUAGAGUACACCUAUAAUUAAUGGAUGGGAAGACCUCAUGAAUUAAUUCUCUUAAACAUGAUGAAUGAGUAUGAAAAAAGUGGGGAGCCUGCUGAGAUAGAUCCUAAAACUUCAAAGGUAGGGAUUUCAUUUUUGGGUUAAAAUGAUAUUGGGAAUAUUUUCUAGAUUAUUUAUGUCAAGCAAAACAGCAAUCAAAUUCAAUGA
Messenger RNA from Stylonychia lemnae, 702 nucleotides. Lineage: Eukaryota; Ciliophora; Spirotrichea; Sporadotrichida; Oxytrichidae. The record is from the annotation of a GenBank genome assembly.